Mollisia scopiformis is the source of this 1828-nucleotide messenger RNA. RefSeq lists its product as uncharacterized. Lineage: Eukaryota; Fungi; Ascomycota; Leotiomycetes; Helotiales; Mollisiaceae. The transcript is spliced from 3 exons. The coding region runs from base 239 to 1828 and encodes 529 amino acids. The record is from RefSeq and is a predicted model, not a curated record.
AGACAAAUUCCUUAAUAGAACACACGAUGUAAAUUCAUAAUGGUCUGUUGCUUACUGAGCACAAUCCAUCUUCACGACUAGGUGCAUGUGAGACAAGCCAUUACCCUUGCCACUUAUCUGGAUUAAGCAGCAACAGAGCUCACAUCUCCGCCGGCAACAAGACACAUUGUCACACACUUGCACACUCUUCAUACCUGUAUACCAUAUCGAGGUUGCCUUUUUGACUCUGCCAAUAGCGAUGGCGACUAAACAAAUGAAAAUCAGUUUCACAUUCGCUAACUCAAGCAUCGAGGCUCCGCCUCAAGACCCCGCGACGAGGGCUAGAAUCCGCAAACAGGCAAUCAAACAAGCCUUCGCUGCACGAAAACAAGACGGGACUCAGAAAAGGUACAACGUUCGACAGUCUCCAGUCUUUGUCAGAGACAAGCUUGUUGCGCCGUCCGUAUCUGGAAUCAACCUCUCCCGCUCGGAUACUGAAUUCAAAGUCAAUGUUGAAGAUCACAACGCUCUAGAAGUCGAUGACUUCUUUGCUGCAGAGGAGCCAAUAGAACCAGCUAGUGAUGAUAACGAGAUACCCAAAGUCGACCAUCUAUCAUUGGUCUUACGUGAAAGCCAAACACUCUAUGCGAAUGUUUCAGGCACAGGCUACGAGCAGAUAACCCACAAGUACGGCUUCAACAUUUUAGACCUAUCAGAUCUCGCAACCUUCCACGUCGGGCGAAGCACUCGCACUUCCCUCUCUUCGAACCCUUGCCAACUAGUCAACCUUCGGCAAUACCAGCCGUGGUCGUUCCUAUCUUUUCUCCCUAGUACCUACGAACACUUCCCGUGCAUCAGGUAUGCUGCCGAGUGCGUCGCCGCUCGUGUCCGUCAGAUUCUAUCCCCGGGAGAAGUUCACCACUCAACUGUCAUAGCCUUAUACGUGAAGGCUCUGAAACAUCUUCAAGAGGUGCUCAAUACUCCCAAGAGAUGCCUCAAGCCGGAAGUUUUGUUUGCGACUGAGAUCAUGGCCAUCUAUGAGCUCUUAGCAACAUCCGACGAAAUUGCAUGGGUUCGCCAUGCAGCUGGUGCUGCGCGCUUGAUUCAAUUUCGAGGUCCUGCAAACUUUACGACAGAAUUCGAAAAGGCUUUGUUCAUGGCCCACGCUGGCGCAAUUUCCAAUGAAGCUCUCCUAAAAAACGAGCGUUGCUUCCUCGAAGAGGACCAAUGGCGCGACGUCUUCCAGUCCAUCAUAGUCAGAGACUCAGCCAUAUCGGAUCGUAGCGAAGCCGCCAUCACCAUGUUAAUGAUCAAGAGCUCCGCCCCCGGAAUCGCAAAAGACGUCACCAGCGCCGUCGUCCAACAACUCAGCACUGAUUCGCCCUUCGUCAUCGCCGUCGCAGACCGAGCUCGCCAGCUCCAUGCGACUCUUCUUUCAUGGCACGAUAAUUACAAAGAACUCCUCGGAGAUGAUCCUUCGGAUAUCUGCACUGCUACUAUCGAAGGUGAUAGCCGCUGCAAGAUCAUGGGUGUGUAUCUCUCGUGUAUGGUGUUGGCAAAUCGCUUUAUGGCUGCUGUGUGUCCAUUGGAGCAACAAGAACGAGAAGAAGAGGCGCAGGAGGUGGUGAAUAGGAUCUUCGAGCUGCAGAAGCAUGUAUCUAGAGUUCGUCCACAAGCAUGUCUUUAUUUGGUGCAAGCGGUUGGCCUCGCGCGUGUCACGGCAGUUACGACGCAAGAUUGGCAAUGCAUUUCAGAGUCCAAAGACGCAAGCUUUGGUGGUCCGAGGAGGGUCAUUAGUCGAUGGAGAUUUGAGCGGUGGUGUGAGCUUUUUGGGCGUAAGACGUCUUGA